AUGACAACAGCUGCUAAGAGAAGAUUACUUAGAGAUUUCAAGAAAUUGCAAGAUGAUCCACCAAAUGGAUUAACUGCUACUCCUAUGGAAGAUAAUAUAAUGAACUGGGAUGCAGUAAUUUUUGGUCCAGAAGACACACCUUGGGAAGGUGCAACAUUCAGAUUAACAUUAGAGUUCACUGAGGAUUAUCCCAAUAAGCCACCUACUGUUAGAUUUAAAACUACCAUAUUCCACCCUAAUGUAUACAACGAUGGAUCUAUAUGUUUAGACAUUCUUUAAAACUAAUGGAGUCCUAUUUACGAUGUUUGGGCCAUCCUCACAUCUAUACGUUCACUUCUUUGUGAUCCAAAUCCAAAUAGUCCUGCCAAUAGCGAAGCAGCCAAAUUGUAUUAAGAAGAUCGCAAAGAAUAUAUUCGUAGAGUAAAGGAAAUAGUAGAAAUGAGCUGGAAUUACUGA
This is a messenger RNA of Tetrahymena thermophila SB210, 456 nucleotides long. Its product is annotated as ubiquitin-conjugating enzyme. Lineage: Eukaryota; Ciliophora; Oligohymenophorea; Hymenostomatida; Tetrahymenidae. The record is from RefSeq and is a predicted model, not a curated record. The transcript has a single exon. Gene Ontology annotation, molecular function: ubiquitin conjugating enzyme activity. Gene Ontology annotation, biological process: protein polyubiquitination; proteasome-mediated ubiquitin-dependent protein catabolic process; DNA repair.